ACACCCGUUUUGCUGUUGCUGCUUGUUUGUUUAUCUUAUCCUCUCGAAACACAUUUUCUAGCUUACUCAUUCAGUGCCUUACUUUACCAUUCUCUUAAAGUAGCGCAUGUCUUUUACGUUAUACUAAAGUUAUUAUUUCAAACUCACAAUUUUUUAAAAGCUGACAAAAUGAUAUGGCAGGCACAGAUAUGGACCCAGAGGUGGCUCGGGGCUUAUUUGAAGAAGGAGCCACGCUUGUUUUGCUUGGUGUUCCUCAGGGAUCAGUGUUGGGACUCGACUACAAGAGCUGGACCCUGGGCCCUCGAUUCCGUGGGGUGAAGAUGAUUCCUCCGGGGCUUCACUUUCUCCACUACUGCUCUGCCUACACUAAUGAAGCAUGUGGUGAAAUCGGCCCCAAAACGGGCCUGUUUCUGUCCUUGAAGCCCCGGGAGGUGCUUGUGGCCCACUGGAACCAGAGAGAAGAUGAUUUGGAGUUCACGCGGGACCCAGAGGAGGCCGAACGCAUACGGGCCAACCUCAGAGAGCUGGAUGGCUAUCUGGGUCCCUAUCCUUAUGACACACUCCGCAAGUGGGUCUCCCUGACGGACAGACUGAGCCAAGAGCAGGCGGCAGCUCUGCAGCCCCUCAGUGGGAGGGUGUGCGCCUUCAGCGACGUGGUCCCGGAGCUGCAGCUGACCCACACUAAAGACCGCGAGGAGCAGAACCUGCCCCGCAACGACCGGGAGUGUCGGAGCAUGAAAGAGGGUCUGGACAGACUGCCACGGAUGAAGCACAGGGAAGGCACCGAGCUGCGGUUUUCCACCAUUCCCAAACAGGCGUAUCCCCCCGGGGCCACGCCAGCGCAGAUCACACAGUGUAACAUGGAUUGGAGUUACGCUCUCAACUCUGUGCUGGAGAGGCAUUAUAAAGAGCAGCCGCUCAGUGUACUCGGAGAGCUGCAGUUCGCCUUCGUUUGUUUCCUCGUUGGGAACGUGUACGAGGCCUUCGAGCACUGGAAGAGUCUGCUGGCUCUGCUGUGCCGCUCGGAGGAAGCCAUGAAGGAGAGGAAGGAGCUGUAUCUGGGCCUCAUCGCCGUCCUCUACCAUCAGCUGGGAGAAAUCCCUCCGGACUUCUUCGUGGAUAUCGUGUCACAGAACAACUUCCUCACCACCACGCUUCAGGAGUUCUUCCAGUUUGCCAGCAGUCCCGGAGUCGACAGCACAUUACGCAAAAGAGCCGAAAAGUUUAAGGUUCAUCUGACCAAAAAGUUUCGUUGGGACUUUGACGCAGAUCUCGAUGAAUGCGCUCCGGUGGUGGUGGAGCUCCCGGAGGGAGUCACGCUGGACUGAUGCUGCUCCACACGGCCCCUCCACUUCCACUAACGCGCCACGGGCCGCUUUAACUCUACGCUCGAAACCGCAGCUUUUAUAUUGUUUUCGCAUGAACCCAAUUGUUUCUUUUCAGACUGCACUUAACAGAUCCGGACUUUGUCGUUUCCUAAAGAAACGCUGACCAUUCCGUUUUAUUAAAGAUCGCCGUUUCACUUCA
This is a messenger RNA of Puntigrus tetrazona (Sumatra barb), 1527 nucleotides long. It is a transcript of the gene aar2, whose product is annotated as AAR2 splicing factor. The record is from RefSeq and is a predicted model, not a curated record. The transcript is spliced from 4 exons. Bases 174 to 1328 code for a protein of 384 amino acids. Gene Ontology annotation, biological process: spliceosomal tri-snRNP complex assembly. Lineage: Eukaryota; Metazoa; Chordata; Actinopteri; Cypriniformes; Cyprinidae.